AUGGAGCCUCAUUUUGAUGAAAUCAACAACAGACCCGUCCACUCUGAUGACUUGGAGGAAGACGGUUCUCCGUUGGAUUCUUUCAAAACCGGUGUUCACAUUGCUAGCCAUUCUCAACAAGCCCAUGGUCAUCAUGGUUACAACUUGAAUCCAAACAUACUUUCCCCCAAUAGAGAGUCGUUUGACAUUGACUUGAUCAUGGCUCCUAAGAGACACUCAUCUUCCAGAUUCGAACCAACCGACCAUGAAGAAAUCGUCAAAUUGCCUAGCUUCAAUGAAGUACUCCCUGAGGAACAAAUUCCAUUGUUCAUUCGAAAAAUUGACCAGUGUAACGUAUUAUUUGACUUUAGUGAUCCAACCUACGAUAUUAGAGGCAAGGAAAUCAAAAGAGCUACCUUACAGGAGUUAAUUCAAUUCAUCCUGUCAAACAGGUUUACUUACACCGAGGAAAUGUAUAAGCAUGUCAUAAACAUGUAUAAAACCAAUUUGUUUAGACCCAUUCCUCCUCCUGCGAAUCCUGUGGGAGAUUUAUAUGAUCCUGAUGAAGAUGAACUGGUGGAUGAAUUAAGCUGGCCACACAUGCAAGCUAUCUAUGAGUUCUUUUUGCGAUUCAUUGAAAGUCCUGAUUUUGCUCACCAAAUCGCCAAACACUAUAUCGACCAUGAUUUCAUCUUGAAGUUGUUGGAAUUAUUUGAUAGUGAAGAUUCAAGGGAAAGAGAUUGCUUGAAAACCACUUUGCAUAGAAUUUAUGGCAAAUUCUUAAGUUUAAGAAGUUUCAUCAGAAAGUCCAUUAACAAUGUGUUUCUUCAAUUUGUGUAUGAAACUGAGAGAUUCAACGGAAUUGGAGAAUUAUUGGAAAUUUUGGGCUCCAUUAUCAAUGGAUUUGCAUUACCUUUGAAGGAUGAGCAUAAGAUCUUUUUGAUCCGGGUAUUGAUGCCACUACAUAAAGUUAAGAGCUUGUCGAUGUAUCAUCCACAAUUGGCAUACUGUAUUGUUCAGUUUUUGGAGAAAGACCCCCUCCUCACCGAAGACGUGAUAAUGUCAUUACUUAGGUUCUGGCCCAAGAUCAACUCUCAAAAAGAAGUGAUGUUCUUGAAUGAAAUUGAAGACAUAUUUGAAGUAAUGGAACCCAGCGAGUUUUUGAAGAUUCAAAUUCCCUUGUUUGCUCAACUCUCAAAGUGUAUUUCAUCAUCACAUUUCCAAGUCAGUGAAAAAGUGUUGAUGUUCUGGUCCAAUGAGUACUUUUUAACGUUGAUAACCGAGAAUGCAGAAGUGAUAUUGCCUAUUAUCUUUGCAUCCCUCUACGAAUUAACCAAUGCUACUCAACCUAGUGUCAGCAAUGGAGUUAUGAAACAAAAACUUGCAGAAAAUCCUGGAGCUGUCACCGAUGCCAACAGAAACUUGAUUGACCCGGGAUUGAACAUCAACAAUGACGGUAUCAAUGGUAUGAAUGAUAUGACUGAUGAUGAAUACUAUGAUUCAUUCAGUAAUGCCCAUCAUGAUCUUGAUUAUAACAGCGGAUUACCCCCCCAUAACUCUGCCACCACCAACUGGAAUCGUAGUAUCCAUCAGCUUGUGUUUGGUGCUUUGAAAGUGUUUAUGGACCACAAUGUCAUUUUGUACGACCACUGUACUAUGCUUUACCACCAAUCUUUGGAAGAACAAAGAGUUAGAGAAGCCGCUAGAAAAGACGGUUGGAACAAAAUCGAAGAGUACGUGUCAAAGUUGAAACAGCAAAAGGGUCUGGAUAACUUCACCUCAAGAAAUGGUGAAAAGGUUGCUGGUCAAUAGUUCUAAUGAGGAUAUUAUAUAUGAGCAUUUCUCACAAACUGUUUAGAAAAAUGGAACUACUUCACAAAUUUUUCACCACUCACCACUCUUUUUUUUGCAUUAUCCUAUUAUUGUGUCACCAGUAUGUAUCUGAUAUAUGAUGAUCCUUGCUAGCCGUUGGGACAUGUUCCCGAUGGUCUUGAUGUCUAAUGAAGAAUUACUCAAGAACCGCUACACUGAUAUUUCGAUGCAUAUCAUACUAACAUCCAUACCGAUCCUGAAUACAAAAAUUUCAACUCUAUACGGAUGUAUCUAUAUGUUCCAAUCCUUAGUUCACCCCCAGAUUGUUUGUGGGACAGCUGAAGCUUCGGGCCUGUUUUGACGAUAUGGCCCUAAACUCGGAGUCUCCGACGGAACAGGCUGGCAUUUAUCCUAAAACGUCAUUUUACUCACUCUAUAUGUGCCAACGGGGGUGAAAAUCCACCCGAUCUUGUAGACUUAGCCACGGAGACCCUUUGGAGGCCGAUGGUAACUGUAGCAAGUAUGCGCCGAUAAGCAUGGUGUAGAUACCAUAGGAUGAAAAAUUUUCAAGUGACACAAAACCCGCAUCAUCUCAAUCAGUCCGCGAUGAUGUAUAAAUACAGAGGCACAUCCCAGAAAUUGAGGUUCUCUUUUUUCUUUUCUGGCAAAGGUUGCCCUGAUUUUAUAUCAUAAAGUAGAAAUCGUAACCUCUUUAACUAUCCUAAACAAAAAAAUGACCGUGUUGGACGCAAGCAAAGCUACUGAAUAUUUGAAGGAUUACAAAUCAAAAGAUGGCUUGGACAUCAAAUCUUUGAUUGACUCUGCCAAUUUUGGUGGUUUGACUUACAAUGAUUUUUUGAUUUUGCCAAGGUUGAUUGACUUCCCAGCUUCCAACGUUAACUUGGAAACCAAAUUGACCAAGAAGAUCUCCUUGAAAUCCCCACUUUUGUCUGCUCCUAUGGAUACCGUCACUGAAGAACAAAUGGCUAUUCAUAUGUCAUUGUUGGGUGGUAUUGGUAUUCUUCAUCACAACUGUACUGCUGAUGAUCAAGCUGAAAUGGUCAAGAAGGUCAAGAAGUACGAAAACGGUUUCAUCAACGAUCCAGUGGUUAUUGCUCCAGAAGUUACGGUUGGAGAAGUCAAGAAGUUGAAGGAAGUUUUGGGAUUCACCACUUUCCCAGUUACUGAAAAUGGUCAAGUUGGUGGAAAAUUGGUUGGUAUUAUUACCUCCAGAGAUGUACAAUUCCACGAUGAUGACAAGUCUACUGUCAAGGAAGUUAUGACCAAGGCUGCUGACUUGAUCACAGGAAAGAAGGGUAUUAAGUUGGACGAAGGUAAUGCUUUGUUGAGAAAGUCUAAGAAGGGUAAGUUGCCAAUUGUUGAUGAAGAAGGUAACUUUGUAUCUUUGAUCUCUUUGACCGAUUUGCAAAAAAACCAGUCUUACCCAUUGGCUUCUAAAUCUUACCACUCCAAGCAAUUGUUGUGUGGUGCUUCUAUUGGUACUCUUCAAGCCGACAGAGAAAGAUUGGCCAAGUUGGUUGAUGCUGGUGUCGAUGUUGUCGUUAUUGACUCUUCCAACGGUUCUUCUCUUUUCCAAAUUGAGAUGUUGAAGUACAUCAAGGAAACUUACCCUGAAUUACAAGUUGUUGCUGGUAAUGUUGUUACCAGAGAACAAGCCGCUUUGUUGAUUGAAGCUGGUGCCGAUGCCUUGAAGAUUGGUAUGGGUUCUGGUUCUAUUUGUAUCACCCAAGAAGUUAUGGCUUGUGGUAGACCUCAAGGUACUGCUGUUUAUGCUGUCAGUGAAUUCGCCAACAAAUUUGGUAUUCCAACUAUUGCUGAUGGUGGUAUUGGAAACAUUGGUCACAUUUCCAAGGCUUUGGCUUUGGGUGCUUCAUGUGUUAUGAUGGGAGGUUUGUUAGCUGGUACCUCCGAAACUCCUGGGGAAUACUUCUACAGGGAUGGAAAGAGAUUGAAGUCUUACAGAGGUAUGGGAUCUAUUGCUGCUAUGCAACAAACUUCUUCCAAUGCCAAUGCUUCGACUUCUCGUUACUUCUCCGAAGCCGACAAGGUUUUGGUUGCUCAAGGUGUCUCUGGUUCUGUGGUUGAUAAGGGAUCUAUUUCCAAGUUCAUUCCUUACUUGUACAAUGGAUUACAACACUCUUUACAAGACAUUGGUAUUCAAUCCAUUGGUGAGUUAAGAGAAAAAGUUUACGAAGGGGAAGUUAGAUUCGAAUUCAGAACUGCUUCUGCUCAAUUGGAAGGUGGUGUCCAUGGAUUGCACUCUUACGAAAAGACUUUGCAUAACUAAUUUAGUUAUUGUCCCAACUUGUUCUAAAAUAAAAACUGAUGCGCAUUUGUAAAUUUU
This is a messenger RNA of Yamadazyma tenuis ATCC 10573, 4156 nucleotides long. Lineage: Eukaryota; Fungi; Ascomycota; Pichiomycetes; Serinales; Debaryomycetaceae. The record is from RefSeq and is a predicted model, not a curated record.